This is a messenger RNA of Drosophila guanche, 808 nucleotides long. RefSeq names its product mitochondrial import inner membrane translocase subunit Tim8 (gene Tim8). The coding region runs from base 102 to 359 and encodes 85 amino acids. Lineage: Eukaryota; Metazoa; Arthropoda; Insecta; Diptera; Drosophilidae. The transcript has 2 exons. The record is from RefSeq and is a predicted model, not a curated record.
AUACGACGACUUUAUAUAACCUAAAAUUAAAUUUUGUGACUGAACUCUGCAUUUUGUUAACUGAAAACUAAACGUGAAGCGUCCACAAGAACCAAGCCAGGAUGUCAGAUUUCGAGAGCGACUUGCCCAGCACCGACAGAGAGCUGCAGGAGUUCAUGAUGAUAGAGCAACAGAAGGCAAAGGUCCAUGAACAGAUACACGAGUUCAACGAAGUCUGCUGGGAGAAGUGCAUUGGAAAGCCCAGCAACAAGCUGGACAGCGCCACAGAGACAUGCCUGACCAACUGCGUGGACCGCUUCAUUGACACAUCGAUCCUGAUCACGCAACGCUUCGCACAGAUUCUGCAGAAGCGUAACUAGAAGGACAUGUGAGGCCGGCAAGGGCGAAGCUUCCAUGUUGGAAGCCGCCAGUCGACCCAAAGGACAGGACGCUCCUUCCCUUCCCUCUGUCCUGCGGCUGCCUGCACCCAAUGUCCUACUGUUAAAACUAUUUUUAAACAAUUACCAUGUAAGAACCUUUUUUUUGACGUGUCUUCGAUCGGACGCUCGGUCCCGUCUACACACCACACACACAAGUGGCCAAGCCACUCAAUGGCCCAAGACUACCGCCCGGCGCUAGAUUUACCCCUGCUGCCAGCCGCGGGGCCAUGUCUGUUGGCCAUUGGGUGGACGACGACGACACGACCUUCAAAAGCCACCAGUACAACUUCAGUGUGUUCUAUAUAUGUAGCGCCGUGUAUAUAAUAAUAAUAUAUACAUAAAUAUAUGCUUCUGUUGUUGGCUUGAAGCUAUUUGAAACGAAACCAAAA